ACUUAGUCUAGCGUAAUGUUCCAUUUACCAUAAGUCAACUAAUAAACACAAAGAGUGUAAUAGGGAGAGAGACCAAAAAACUUGUAUAAAAUGCCAAGACUCGACGCCACAAAUUAAGCACAAAAACGAAGUUAAAAUAGGUUUUCUUUCCUCAAACAACCCCUGAAUCUGAAUCAUUUUUGAGAAUGAAGCAAAAGAUAGUUAUAAGGGUGUCAAUGGACUGCGACAAAUGCAGAAGAAAAGCCUUCAGAAUCGCGGUAGAUGCAAAUGGUGUGAGUUCAGUAGCUUUGGAAGGGGAUAAUAAAAUGACAGUGACCGGAGAAAGAGUGGAUUCAGUGUCCUUGGGUAGGGCGUUGAGGAAGAAAUUGGGGCAUGCCGUGAUCGAGAGUGUGGAAGAAGUGAAAGACAAAAAGGAGAAAAAAAAGAAAGAGAAAGAAGAAGAAGAAGAUGAAGAAAACGAUGAAAUCCUAUUACCAUGGUAUUCAUAUGCACCGUAUCCCCCAGCUGUUGCAUGUGUUCAUCAUGAAUAUGAUAGUGGCUGCACUGUUAUGUGACCAUUGUUAUAAUAUAUAUUUUAGUUUUUUCUUCUUUCAA
Messenger RNA from Vigna unguiculata (cowpea), 594 nucleotides. RefSeq names its product heavy metal-associated isoprenylated plant protein 47-like. The record is from RefSeq and is a predicted model, not a curated record. Gene Ontology annotation, molecular function: metal ion binding. Lineage: Eukaryota; Viridiplantae; Streptophyta; Magnoliopsida; Fabales; Fabaceae.